Colletotrichum aenigma is the source of this 2367-nucleotide messenger RNA. It is a transcript of the gene uaY-7, whose product is annotated as Positive regulator of purine utilization. The record is from RefSeq and is a predicted model, not a curated record. Gene Ontology annotation, molecular function: DNA-binding transcription factor activity, RNA polymerase II-specific; zinc ion binding; sequence-specific DNA binding. The coding region runs from base 1 to 2367 and encodes 788 amino acids. NCBI's taxonomy places the organism in Eukaryota, Fungi, Ascomycota, Sordariomycetes, Glomerellales, Glomerellaceae. Gene Ontology annotation, biological process: positive regulation of transcription by RNA polymerase II; DNA-templated transcription. The transcript has 4 exons.
AUGUUCGGUCAAACUUUCACAAGCAACUCGUUGGCUGCGAGGUCCGGAUUUCACCCAGACAGCCCUGUGAGCCCACACGCGGCCCCGCUCGUCGGGGGACCUCCGCCGCCCCGUAAAUCGCGAGUCGCUCUCGCUUGCAAGCGUUGUAAGAGGAGAAAACAACGGUGCGAUGGAGGCCAUCCCAGUUGCAAGUCCUGCGACAAGGCCAAUGUAUUGUGCGUGUACGAGAAAACACUAAGACCGCAUUACCCUGGAGGGAAGUCGCUGUACAUCAGCGCCUUGGAAGAGCGCAUCGCGUUUCUUGAGGCGCGCAUGCCAGACUUCGCCGAGGAUCACUUCACUACAGCGACAUCAUCAACCGAGGCACCACAGCUGAACAAGUUCGAGCGCCGAGAGUCUCAAGACUCCUUCUCGGAAGAGGAGCCCUCCUCUCUUGUCGAUGGUGUCGCGUACUUGUCUCUCUGUGCGUCAGGGACCACAGACACGGCACCAGAGCCGUUCUACCUCGGCUCAAGCUCCGGGGCCACGAUUGCCAGAAUGAUCCAGUCUUCCAUAUUUCAUGGAGCUGGGGGAAGAGCCAUCAACGAAGCCAUGGCUGCGGUUCAGCCUGGGGUCCUUCGACCACAGCUUUCGACAGGUUCCCCAUCGUCUCAUUCCGAUGAGCCAAUGUCUGAAUUCCCCCACCCGGACCAGGCGAAAAUGCUCUUUGACGUAUUCUUCGACCGGCUUCACACCCGCUGGCCUAUUUUAGACAGAAAGAUGUUUACUAUACUGUUCGAAAGUCAAGACCAUCAGGGAGCUCUGCCGUUACAACAAAGAAGCAUCAUGCAUCUCAUCUAUGCGAUCUCGGCCAGAUUUCUGCAGUUGAUGAAGAAGCCCUGUGACGUCGAUCCCGAACGUCAUCUCUUAGCAGCCAUCGAGCCGAUGGACUUUAUCUUAGAGCAGCAUAACCUGGCAACGGUCCAAUUCCUGCUGUUGCUCGCCGUCCAUGGCCAGCGAAGCCCUUUCGGUGCCGGCUGUUGGUCGCAGGUUCGGUACGCUGUGACGCUUUGCAUAGAACUGGGCCUACAUCGGAAGCAGCCAGGCACAUUGUCACACAGUCAGCGCGAUGUUGAGAUAAGAAGGCGGGCAUUCUGGGCUUGCUACUGCCUGGAUAGAAUGACGAGCGUGGUGUUGGGAAGAACAUUUGCCAUUGAUGACAGAGAUAUCAACGUGGAGGUCAGCAGAACUUCUGCCAAUUUCAAGAUCCCCUGCUUACUGUUCUUCCAGAUGCCUAGCGACGACCAAGCAUUUUGGGACCUGACAGCCCUGGGAUGUCCGCCAGCAUCUCCUGAACCAGUUUGGUCAAACAUGAAGCCGUUCAUUCACAUCAUCAAGCUCCGUCGAAUACAGUCGAGAAUCCACAGACGCGUAUACCGAGUCGACAAAGAUGUUUUUGCGGGAUCCCCAGAUGAGAGGGCCAAACUUGACUCGAAAAUGACGGCUAUUCGGGGCGAGCUAGACGAAUGGGCGAGAACGAUCCCACAUCCGCCGAAAGAUUCCAAGUCCAUAACGUGGAUGUAUGAUCCAGAAAGCGCCUAUCACGACUCAAGAGACUUCUUCAAUCUGCAAUACCACAAGUCCAUACUGUCGCUCUUCACCGUUCUGCUUCCCACUUUGAACACAUCCGACCCGAGAUUCGUGACCAGCGCACGAUCGGCAGCCUGCGUAUGCACCACAUACAAGCGCCUCAAUCAGCAAAAGACUCUCAGUUACACAAUGAUGGCGCUGCACUCAUGUUUCAUCGCGGGACUCACGCUCGUGUACUGCCUGUGGAGAGACCGCUCUCUCUUCUCAUACGACGCGCUGGAAGCUACUCGCGCCUGCUCCCAAUCGCUCACAAUCUUUGGUGAGAAGUGGCCCGGGGCAGUCAAAUAUCGCGACAUCUUUGAUGCUCUCUCCGGAAGUCUGUUCAAGACCAUUGUCAACCCAAGUUCUACCUCGGUUUCGGGAUUGAAGCCGCUCGAGGUGGAUCUUGAAGCGGAACCUGGGGUCUCACCGACAAGUCCUGCCGUGUCGCCCAAGACGCAGCACGAAGGUAAGCCGAGUAUGAGCCAUGCCAUCUCUGAUGCAGUUAAAGAGGCGUUUAUGGAGGUGGACGAAGAAGCGCCUGGCGGAUGGCAAGGGUGGAGGAUGUUCAAUGAGAUGGUGCACGACGACUCGAUACCUGAGCAUAUGGAAAUGAUCAGACACGAGGAGAUUCUACCCGGUGAUGCAGGCGGCAAUGGAAAGGCACCGGAGUACGACUCAGUAUUUAUCCCGGAGGCACUUCCGAUAGGAACAGUGGACUCAGAAUGGGACUUCGGAGGUCUGGAGGGACAUUAUUAA